AUGAAAAUAAGUACACUUGACAAAAAAAGAAAUAUUGUUGUUUUUAUUUUACUUUGCUAUUGUUAUAAAUGUAUGGUGUUUGUAUCAAUUAAUAUGCUUCUAUAUCACAAAAUAUUAGUUUUGGCAACAAAUGAGUCAACUGCAGAAACAUCCUUUAGUAUUGAAAAUGAACAUCGCAGAGAUAGUCAACAGUUUUUCAAUCUAGAAGAAAUAGAAGAAGAAACCAACCAAGAUAAACAGACGCAAGAAACUUCAGAUCUGCUAACAAAUAAGUCAACUGUGGAAACAUUACCUGGUAAUAAAAAAAAAGAUGGCGUGGACAAUCAACGGUUAUUGGAAUCUAAAAAAAAUAAAAAAAAACUUAAUCGAGAUGAAAAGAUUGAAAAAAAUUGUAAAUUUUUAAUGAAAAUGCUUAAAGUCUCAAUAAUUAUUAUUAUAAUAUGCUUUUCAGUGGUGGGAGUUUUUUGGUUUUUGGCUUUUAUAAGUAAUCAUUUUGGUAAUAUAGAUAAACAAAACGUGUACUCGUCACAUUCUAUGCUUUAUAUGAAUACACAUCACGAUCAAAAUAAAAAUAUAAAUGAAAUCAGUCAAAUUCAAAACAUUAAUGGAUGUAACCGAAGAUUUUUAAACGAAAAUCCCCCCGUCAAUAUUUAUAAAAAUUAUCAUACUGAAGAAAGAUGUGCUUGUAGUAUGAUCUUGGAUAGCGUAUAUAGGUUACAAAAUAAAAAUGUAAGAUCAUUAUCUUCAGAAGAAGGUGCUAAGUUCCUUAAAGCUAUGUAUAAAAAAGGACCGUUUUUUGCAGAAACAUUAAAUAUUAACUAUUUUUUGUGUGAGCACGAAAAUCAUAAUUCAAUAAAAAAUUUUACUAGCGUUUGGAUUAAGGGAUGGGAAUUUGGCAAGCAAAAGUUAGACUAUUUUAUGAGUGAAGAACUUUAUUUAUUUUAUCCACAAAACUUAGAAUUUUCUAAUGACACAAUAAAAAGUGACAUUAUUGAGGUUGACAAAAGUGUAUCAAAAGAUUAUUGUCACUCUAACAAUAAUUUUGAUAUAAGCUUUUUUUACGAAUUGUUUGUAAAAAACUUUGCUUUAUCAAAUACCAACUUAGUUAUUAAAACUGGAAGUAAUUUUGACGAAAAAAAUUCAUUUUUUGCCAUAUUAAAAAUGUGGAAUGCUCAUUUAGUCAAUCUUUUUCAACAAGAUCAGGAAAAUAAAAGCUAUGUUCCUUCAUUUGUGCAGUGGAUGUUAGGUUUGGAAAAAAUACAUUCGCUUUUGCUUAAUAAAAGCGAAGAAUUAGAUUCUCAACAAAAAAUUGCAAUUAAAAAUUUAAAUUUUGUAAUUAAUCAAGCAGAUAAAUAUAAAAAUCUUUUAGAAGAAUAUAUCAAACAAAGAUUUGGUAUUCAAGAUUCACAAUUAGAAUCUUUUAAAAGGUCUGACUACCGUUUUGAACGGCUUUUAGAUAUAUUUUUUUAUGGUGCUUCUCAUGAUUUAAUUUAA
Messenger RNA from Vairimorpha ceranae, 1494 nucleotides. RefSeq lists its product as hypothetical. NCBI's taxonomy places the organism in Eukaryota, Fungi, Microsporidia, Nosematidae. The record is from RefSeq and is a predicted model, not a curated record. The transcript has a single exon. Bases 1 to 1494 code for a protein of 497 amino acids.